Molecule: messenger RNA, 5617 nt
Organism: Manduca sexta (tobacco hornworm)
Lineage: Eukaryota; Metazoa; Arthropoda; Insecta; Lepidoptera; Sphingidae
Gene: Ocrl
Product: type II inositol 1,4,5-trisphosphate 5-phosphatase
Exons: 1
Coding region: 231-2795 (854 amino acids)
Biological process (GO): phosphatidylinositol dephosphorylation; signal transduction
Cellular component (GO): membrane
Molecular function (GO): phosphatidylinositol-4,5-bisphosphate 5-phosphatase activity; inositol phosphate phosphatase activity
Source: RefSeq, a predicted model, not a curated record
UAAAAAUCAAUACAAAAUGGAUAACUAUUUCAACAUAACUAAAUUUUUACUCGUAAAGAUCACAGUUAGCAAGAUCGUAUUGAUUUAUUCUAUUUCUUGAACGACAAAACGAGAGCUUCCAUCACAAUAAAAACUUGUCAGUGUGACAGUGCUGUCAACGCAUACAAAAACUGAUAAUGUUGCGAAUAUUCGUGUGAUCUAAUUAGAAGAAAAUCCUUCAACAUAACAAAAUGAAUCAAGAGGAAAUAAAGUCGGUUGUGCAAGAAAAAUUCCUCUCCAGCGAGCGGGUCACGGCUUUCCUGUGCGAUGCAAAAGUAUUGUAUCCCGAACGGAUAAUGAAAGAUCGUCUUCUGGCGAUCGUCGAAUUUGGAGAUGAAAAGGCUGUUUUCUGUUUAUUCAGCUCGUGUUACCCACCCAAAUCUUUCACAGACCUGUCUAUAGAGAUAGUGCUGCCCAUCGACAACACUUUCAAAUGUGAGAUUGACAACAAGCCUUCAGACCCGGAGGCGGUAUUGUACCUGAACCUGCAGUCCCGUAACAGUAAGUUUAAGUUCGAAAUUCAAAUGACCCCGCGUGUUGACAACUUCGUCGACGAUUUAUUCCGAGGCAUUGACGCUGUGAAUAAAGUGCCUACACAGCCUGAGUUUGUUUGGCUCAAGAAGUAUAAUGGCAAAACUGAAGACGACAUAAUUACACAGAACAUGGUCGUCCCAAGGAGUGGGGUAGCUCACACACAAAACUCUGCCCCCGUCGCCCUCAGGGAGAGUCUUAUCAAACAUAAAAUGUCUGACAAAGAGCUUGAGUAUACAUUCAAGAAGAGAUUCUCAAUUUUCUGUGGCACAUGGAAUGUAAAUGAUAAAUCCCCAACAAUAUCUCUCAAAGGCUGGCUGAAUGUUGACAAAGAACCACCUGACAUUUACGCAGUAGGCUUCCAAGAACUUGAUUUAUCUAAGGAGACAUUCCUUUUUGACCAGACAUUUAGAGAAGACGAGUGGUACAAUGCUGUAUUGAAUUAUGUUGAUCCUCGGGCCAAGUAUGUAAAAGUUGAGAAAGUGAGGCUUGUGGGCAUGAUGCUGAUAGUCCUUAUAAAAGCAAAACACAAGUCCCAUGUAAAGAACAUCAUGUGUGAUACUGUGGGAACUGGAAUUAUGGGCAAGAUGGGCAACAAAGGCGGUGUUUCCAUUAGAUUUGACCUUCACAGCACUUCUUUAUGUUUUGUUAACUCACAUUUAGCAGCACAUGUGGAAGAAUAUGAGAGACGCAAUCAAGACUUCAGAGAUAUAUGUAACCGCACCAGGUUUGUGCAGCCGAACCAAUUGCCAAAGGGUAUUGCUGACCAUGACCAUGUGUACUGGCUGGGGGACUUAAACUACCGUAUAACCGAAAUGGAUCCAACAACAGUGAAGAAGAUGGUUGCAGAAAAUAAUUUCUCAUAUGUUUUGGAAUGGGACCAGUUGAGACAGCAACACAAGUUGCAUAAUGUGUUUUCUGGGUACAUGGAGGGUACCAUCAUGUUUAAGCCUACAUACAAAUAUGACCCUGGUACAGACAACUGGGAUUCCAGUGAGAAGAACCGAGCUCCAGCUUGGUGUGACAGAAUAUUUUGGAGAGGGGAAAGCAUCACACAACUCGCCUACAGAAGCCAUCCUUCUUUAAAUAUAAGUGACCAUAAACCAGUAUCAGCAAUAUUCAGCUCAUCUAUUAAAAUAAUAGAUGAGGAGAAAUAUAGAAAAGUGUAUGAGGAAGUCAUCAAACAGUUGGACAAAAUGGAGAAUGAAAUGAUACCUCAAGUCAAAGUCGAUAGAACUGAAAUAGAUUUCGGCACUGUUCGGUACUUAGAGUUACAAGUACAAACCAUCACAAUAAAAAAUAUUGGGAAAUAUCCAGUGGAAUUUGAGUUUAUUAAGAAAUUGGAUGAAACAAACUUUUGCAAGGAGUGGUUGAUAGUUGAACCUUACAAGAAAUGCAUUUAUGCUGAGGAGUCAUGUGAAAUUCAACUCAAAGUUCUCAUUAAUAAGACUUCAGCAUGCAAGAUGAAUGCAGGCGCAGACAAAUUGUAUGAUAUACUGGUAUUACAUUUGUAUGGAGGCAAAGACAUAUUCAUCACAAUCAAUGGCACAUAUCAAAGGAGCUGUUUUGGAUGUUCAAUAGAAGUGCUAGUCAAUUUAAACAUGCCUAUAAAGGAAGUUACUGUUGGUAAGUUGAUUGAACUUGAAAGCAAAAGAGAUCAGUGUGUAUCAAACCAAUCCACUUAUUCUAUACCAAAGGAAAUAUGGUUUCUAGUAGAUCACAUCUACUUGCAUGGUUUGAAAGAACCAAACCUGUUUGAACAGCCAGGAUUCCAUUAUGAGAUACUACAGAUUCGAGACUGGUUGGACAGUGGGUCUGUGGACCCCAUACCAGGUAGUAUCCACUCAGUAGCUGAAGCAUUAUUACUUUUACUUGAGAGUACUGCAGACCCCAUCAUUCCUUACAACCUGCAAUCUGUGUGUUUGAGGGCAUCAGCUAACUAUCUCCAGUGCAAGCAGAUUAUAAUGGAGUUGCCAGAGUUUAGGAAAAAUGUUUUUCUGUACUUGUGCGAAUUUUUGCAAGAGGCCUUGCAACACAGUGCUGAAAAUGGGCUUGAUGCGAAAACAUUGUCUACAUUGUUUGGCGCUAUAUUUUUGAGGGAUAACCCUAACCAGAUACAGGAACCUCAGUCACGGAUAAACAAGCAAAUUAUAGACAAAAAGAAAGCCCAGUUUGUGUACCACUUCUUGGUGAAUGACCACAGUGAUUUGAUAUUCUCCAAAUAAAUGUUUGGAGAGUAGCCAGAAAGACGAUUGAUUUAUAGCAAUAGUACUUUAAAAUAAUAGUUUGACCAGAAAUUAUAAUAUUUGUUAGCUUUAGGAGUUUGUUUUUUAAAUAUAGAUAUUUGGAUGCCUUAACAGCCACUAUAAUUGAGGGCUGGCCCCAGCAAAGCAUUUGGGCGAUGGAAUACAGCUUUAGACCUACAUUAUGACUGUGCUUGUUCCUAUAUCUCAUUUGUAUGCCAUAUUUAAAAGUAAUUAAAUAUAUAGGUAUUAAACUAUAAUAAUCAAAUUUUAUAAUUUCUGGUCUUUUUCUAGCCAAUUUCAAUAAACAAUCCUAAUCUUGAUCUCUGAUCUGAACCCGAGAAUAAAUCAAUUAAGUUACUUAUAUACUCUAAACAUGUCAAAACUAUCUUUAUUCUGAUUGAUCUAUUUUCGUAAUCGAUCGAAGAAGCGAUUGGGAUCGUUUAUUAAAAUCGGCGAUUAAACAAAAAUGCGUAAACCAAAAAUUUGCCCCAAAUGGUACUUCUUCUCUGGUUGUAUAGUUCAUACUUAGCUUAUGUGUUGCGUCUUGAAUACUCAAUUUUUCCAUUAGCGUAUCUUAGCUUAUAGAUAUCACAUAUUUUUAUUUAUUUUAAAGUCAUAUAUUUUAUGUAUUCUGUAUAUUUGCAUUUACAUAUAUUUUUUAAUCUCUAUGAAGCUCUCUUUGACUUCAAAUUACUUUUCAUAAUAACUACUAAAAUCAUAUUUGUGUUAUUUUUAAUGGUAAAAUAGAUUUUACUUGAAGAUGGUUUUCAACUUACUGCCGUCUCUUUCAUCUGAAAAUGUUUGGUAAAAGUAAGAAAGUGACAUAUAAAUAUUUGUUCUUUUCUGUUUUUGAAGAGGAUAAAGACAAAUAUUAAACUAGAGUCUAGAGAAAUAGAACGCCGGUUUAAUUAUUUUCAUUAAUUUAUUAUAACAGUAUUACAUGGGAUUGGUUAUCGAAUUGUUAAGAAUUAUUGCAUGUGUGGUUAUAGUAAGUAAUGGGUAUUUAAAGCCGUAAAUAGAUUUAUUAUGACAUAUAUAAAUAUAUUUUCCUUAACCAAUUAUUUUAUGGAUCGUAAUUAUUGGUUAUCGUUUAACCAAUGAGCUUUAUACGUAUUCAACUUACAAAUAGACAAAGGCUUAAGGUAAAAUUAUUAUAAAAGUACAUUUGUACCUAAUAAUGUAAUAUGGAAUGCAGAAAGGCAUGCAUAACUUACAAUAUAUUAAAGCAUUUAUUGGAACACAUUGUAUACAAUUGUUACAAAUGAAAUAAAGGGCUGAUCUGACAGAGAUUCUGACAUGGACCGUGGAUGUUAAAAGGAUAAAAUACUCCGACGUUGUUGUACCGAAAUGUAUUGAUAUUCAGUACUAUUCUCAAGAAAUUACUUCUGAUAUUAAUGCUUUAUGACAUGACAACAUAUUGAGGGAAGGAAAAUCCUUUCAAUUGAAAGUAUGUUUCUGGGUAGAAAAUCAUGGGCGUAGCUUGAAGGGGGGGGGGGGGCAAUAGUGGGCGACACCUAUCCUAGAAUGUCUUGCCCACUUUGGGAAAAGCCUUGCACUUACAGGAGUGGUCGACUUACCUCGCGAGGUACAUUCUUUGUUGGUCCCGGCGAGCUUGAUUUAUGCUGCCGCUCACUGCUCCCCCCUCUCCUCUUCCUCCGAGCUAAAAUCCAUAGCUACGCCAAUGUUGAAAAUCUAUAGACUAGACUUAGUGUGUUAAAAUGGAAUUAUUAUCUGCCCGGACGAAUUAUUCUUGUGUCACAGGAACCCUUUUCCCUUACUACACUGUAUGGAAAACGUAUAUGAAAAUCUAGGAUCAAAUAUUUAUUCAUAGAACUACUUAAUCGAAUAAUGUAGUCAAAAUAAAAUAUUCAAAAUAGUGUCUUUAAUGUUAAUUAGUUCAAUGUUUUAAAAUUAUCGAUUAUACACUUGUAUACUAUCACAGCUUGCGAUUUCCAAUUUAUGCACAUUUGUUUUUAGUUUAUUGUCAUUUUGUCAGAAGUUAUACUCAAUUAAAGUUCGGGGCACAGAAAUGUUGUUCUUCAUAACGAAUUUUUGGGUCAGUUGCUAACCAACCAGUGAGGUAAACUUCAACAGUUCUGUUGAUCAACGACGGCCUGUUGUUAGUCCAAAUUAUAUUUACAUUGUAGUUGCCAUCUGACGCAGUGUUGUCAAUGGUGUAUUAGGAUUGAAGGAAUCGGUUUGACUUAAUCUUUAUUUUUUACCAAAAAUAUAUCAACAUACAUUUCUCUCAAGAUAAUAUUAAAAUCUCUUGGACUGUGUUAAUUUAUUUCCUGUAUUUUUGUCUAUUUUUAUGUUUUCAUAUAUUUUCACGCUCGUUUUCACCAACGUUCCUUAACUUAAGAGAUGUCUAAACAAAUUAUUCCUAUGGAAAAUAUCUUAACAAAUUAACUUUCUACCUCAUCAUUAUAUUGAGGGGGAUAAUGUUUUCAAUCUGAUUCAUUUAUUGAAGGGCAUGGGAAUGGUUGGUAAAAACGGACCUUAUUCAUGAAGGCAUAUGUAACAAUAUGUGCAUCACAACUUCACAUAAGAAAUACCGGGAAAAAUAUUUGCAGUAUUUCUUAUGUAAUAAGUUUUAGUCUCCAGUCCAACGAAUAUAAUUUAUAGUGGCCAAUAAAUAAUUAUAAUUUUCGAACGUGUUUACGAUAUUGUUAAUGCGAUGUGGAUUGCUGCGAUACAUUUUACGUGUACUGUCUACGACCGUAGUGUUAGAUGUUUGUAACGAAAUUUGUAACAUUCUUAUAGGGAAUUGUUAAUUUAUUAAAUUAUUGAUAGCACUGUGA